Messenger RNA from Betta splendens (Siamese fighting fish), 4710 nucleotides. It is a transcript of the gene atp1a3a, whose product is annotated as ATPase Na+/K+ transporting subunit alpha 3a. Lineage: Eukaryota; Metazoa; Chordata; Actinopteri; Anabantiformes; Osphronemidae. Gene Ontology annotation, molecular function: ATP hydrolysis activity; P-type sodium:potassium-exchanging transporter activity; ATP binding. Gene Ontology annotation, biological process: sodium ion export across plasma membrane; potassium ion import across plasma membrane; proton transmembrane transport. Gene Ontology annotation, cellular component: membrane. The record is from RefSeq and is a predicted model, not a curated record.
ACCGGCAUCAUUUGCGCCUCGCGGGGAGAAGGUUGGUGAAGUGUCACCAACGGCUGCGCGUUAUUUUAACGUUUUAAGUCUGAAAUAAUCAAGCUUUUAGUUCCUCGGUGAACGUGCGGCAGUUUUGCCGAGGUGUUCGAUGAAACGUCGCCUUGUCCAGCUGCCUUUCGCCCGUUCAUAUUAAAAAUAGUCUUUUAGGAUAUUAUGCUAGCUAGGUGAUCGAUUUUGCCGUUCGAGCCACGAAAGGAGACAUUUUUUUCAGGAUCAGGCGAGAAGCUGCUUCCGCCCCGUCCUCCGCCUCACACCCAGAGAUUCUGCUCAAAUCUCGAAUCAAAGCGACUCAUCAUCUGAGGAGACCCGACUGACUGCGCCGAAAUGGGGUAUGGACGGUCGGACAGCUACCGCGUGGCCACCACGCAGGACAAAGAUGACAAGGAUUCACCCAAGAAGAAGGGAGGGAAGGAUCUGGAUGACCUCAAGAAGGAGGUUCCCAUCACGGAACACAAAAUGUCUGUUGAGGAGGUUUGCCGUAAAUAUUGCACUGAUAUCGUCCAGGGUUUGACCAAUGCCAAGGCAGCCGAGUACCUGGCCAGGGAUGGCCCCAAUGCCCUGACUCCACCCCCCACUACCCCAGAGUGGGUCAAGUUCUGCCGCCAGCUGUUUGGUGGCUUCUCCAUCCUGCUGUGGAUCGGUGCCUUCCUCUGCUUCCUGGCAUACGCCAUCCAGGCUGUCACAGAGGACGAGCCCGCUGGGGACAACUUGUAUCUGGGAAUCGUUCUGUCAGCUGUCGUCAUCAUCACUGGCUGCUUCUCCUACUUUCAGGAAGCUAAGAGCUCCAAGAUCAUGGAGUCAUUUAAGAACAUGGUUCCUCAGCAAGCUCUGGUUAUCCGUGAGGGAGAGAAGAUGCAGAUCAAUGCUGAGCAGGUGGUGGCAGGAGAUCUGGUGGAGGUGAAAGGAGGAGACAGGAUCCCUGCUGACCUCCGCAUUAUCUCGUCUCAUGGCUGCAAGGUGGACAAUUCGUCCCUGACUGGUGAAUCAGAACCUCAGACCAUCACGGACUGCACCCACGACAACCCCCUGGAAACACGCAACAUUACCUUCUUCUCCACCAACUGCGUUGAGGGAACUGCACGUGGUAUUGUUGUGUGUACUGGUGAUCGUACAGUGAUGGGUCGCAUUGCCACCCUCACCUCAGGCCUGGAGACUGGCAAGACACCCAUUGCAAAGGAAAUCGAGCACUUCAUUCAAAUCAUCACAGGCGUGGCCGUCUUCCUCGGCGUCACGUUCUUCGUGCUGUCACUCAUCCUGGGUUACUCUUGGUUGGAGGCCGUCAUCUUCCUCAUUGGUAUCAUUGUGGCUAACGUUCCUGAGGGACUACUUGCCACAGUCACAGUGUGUCUGACACUGACUGCUAAGCGAAUGGCUCGUAAGAACUGCCUAGUAAAGAACUUGGAGGCUGUGGAGACACUGGGCUCCACCUCCACCAUCUGCUCCGACAAGACGGGCACCCUGACCCAGAACAGGAUGACUGUGGCCCACAUGUGGUUCGACAACCAGAUCCACGAGGCCGACACCACCGAGGACCAAUCAGGCUCCUCGUUUGACAAGAGCUCCACCACUUGGGUGUCUCUGGCCCGCAUAGCCGCCCUGUGCAACCGCGCUGUGUUCAAAGCCGGCCAGGAGUCCUUGCCCAUUCUUAAGCGGGAGGUGGCUGGUGAUGCAUCGGAGUCAGCCCUGCUGAAAUGCAUUGAGCUGUCAUGUGGCCCAGUCAAGUCAGUGAGGGACAAGAACAAGAAGGUGGCCGAGAUUCCCUUCAACUCCACUAACAAGUACCAGCUGUCGAUUCAUGAAACUGAGGAGGAAAGUGACAACCGCUACCUGCUGGUGAUGAAGGGAGCCCCAGAGAGAAUCCUUGACCGCUGCACCACCAUCAUGCUGCAGGGCAAAGAGCAGCCCAUGGACGACGAGAUGAAGGAGGCUUUCCAGAACGCCUACCUGGAGUUGGGAGGUCUGGGAGAGAGGGUGCUGGGGUUCUGUCACCUGUUCCUGCCAGAGGACAAGUAUCCUAAAGGAUUUGCCUUUGACACAGAUGAUGUCAACUUCCAGACAGACAAUCUUUGCUUUGUGGGCCUCAUGUCUAUGAUUGACCCUCCGCGUGCUGCUGUGCCUGACGCUGUGGGCAAAUGCCGCUCUGCUGGCAUCAAGGUUAUUAUGGUGACCGGUGACCACCCAAUCACAGCCAAAGCUAUUGCCAAGGGUGUAGGCAUCAUCUCCGAGGGCAACGAAACAGUGGAAGAUAUUGCUGCACGGCUCAAUAUACCUGUGAGCCAGGUCAACCCCAGAGAUGCCAAGGCCUGCGUGAUCCAUGGCACAGAUCUGAAAGACCUCACACAGGAGCAGAUGGAUGACAUUUUAAGGAACCACACAGAGAUUGUCUUUGCCAGAACCUCCCCACAGCAGAAGCUCAUCAUUGUCGAAGGUUGCCAGAGACAGGGUGCCAUUGUGGCUGUGACAGGUGAUGGCGUGAACGACUCACCUGCCCUCAAGAAGGCCGACAUUGGCGUUGCAAUGGGAAUCUCUGGUUCCGAUGUGUCGAAACAAGCAGCUGACAUGAUUUUGCUGGACGAUAACUUUGCCUCCAUCGUCACUGGAGUGGAGGAAGGCCGUCUGAUCUUUGACAACCUCAAGAAGUCCAUUGCUUACACUCUGACCAGCAACAUCCCAGAGAUCACGCCCUUCCUCUUCUUCAUCAUGGUCAACAUCCCACUGCCUCUGGGCACCAUCACCAUCCUGUGCAUUGAUUUGGGAACUGACAUGGUUCCUGCCAUCUCUCUCGCUUAUGAGGUAGCAGAGAGCGACAUUAUGAAGCGCCAGCCCAGGAAUCCACUGCGAGACAAACUGGUCAAUGAGAGACUCAUCAGUAUCGCCUAUGGGCAAAUUGGCAUGAUCCAAGCUCUUGGUGGUUUCUUUGCCUAUUUUGUCAUCAUGGCAGAAAAUGGUUUUCUGCCGUCUGUGCUUGUUGGCAUCCGGCUCGGAUGGGACGAUCGCUCUAACAACGACUUAGAGGACAGUUAUGGGCAGCAGUGGACGUAUGAGCAGCGUAAGAUCGUGGAGUUCACCUGCCACACAGCCUUUUUUGUCAGUAUUGUGGUGGUGCAGUGGGCAGAUGUCAUCAUCUGCAAGACCAGGCGUAACUCUGUGUUCCAGCAGGGAAUGAAAAAUAAGAUUUUGAUCUUUGGCCUGUUUGAGGAAACGGCCCUGGCUGCUUUCCUGUCCUAUUGCCCUGGCAUGGACGUGGCACUAAGGAUGUACCCGCUUAAGCCCAGCUGGUGGUUCUGUGCAUUCCCGUACAGCUUCCUCAUCUUUGUUUACGAUGAAAUUCGAAAACUCAUCCUUCGCAGAAACCCCGGAGGCUGGGUGGAAAAAGAAACAUACUAUUAAAUUAUCAAAGCAACCUUUACUUCUCACCCCAUCCUUCUUGGAACUCAUCCCUUCUCUAUGCUCCUCUUACUCUCUUUCCUCCUUCCCUCCAUACUUGCCUCCUCUGAAACGAUACAAGAAAACUGUUUACUCCUCCUCCAUCUCCUUCAUUCUCUCCAUCCUCAUUUACUAAAGAAAUAAAAAAAAAUCAAACGCCAAGUUGAAGACGAGGACCAACUCCAGAGCGGAGAGGAGGGCGCAGGGGUCCUCUCUGUCUCUACAGCACUAGUCUGCCAGUACCACUCUCUGUGCCGAUCUUUAUUACUCCACCGUUAGCUACAGCCACCGCUCAAACGCGUACUCCAACUGCAGCGCUGUGCACCUGAAUAAAGAACCCAACUCCAACCUGACUGUUCCCGCGCGACGGCUGCAGCAGCGGCAGCUCUCAUCCACACGCUGGAGCGUGGCUUGGUGUUUGUUUUGGGUCCAGCUCUCUAAUCACUGCCAUUUCCUCUCAUUCGCCCACUUUGCUUCUCUGCCUUCUUUCCCUCCUCUUCUCUCCCAAUAUCUAUUUACUCACUGCCAAUCUUCUACUGCCGCCCCCCCCCCCCGCUCCUUCCUCCCCUAUCAAUAAAAAAACAAGCUUCUCAUAAAACGCAAGCACUCACUCGCUCAUAAAAAGGUCACUUCCUCUGACUUUCUGCCUCCCUCCAUCCUUCCUCCACCUGUGUUUUUCUGCUUGUGUUGAUGUUGUUUUCUAAUAGAUGACUGGGUGUUUUUUUAAAAACAAAACUUCGUAAAAGUUUGAUUUCAUUUCAUUUUUUUUAAGUUCAGUGUGGGUCUGAGAGCUGCUUGUUUUCAUUUGGACAUGACAAAGUACACGUCUUUUCUUCCUCCCUCACCCCUUUACCUGCCCGGCCUCCCCUCUCCUCACCCGUCCCUGUUUGUCUGUCUGUUUGUGAGCACCGUGCAAACCCUCCGCCCUCUUUCACCACUUGCCUGUCCUUAGCCUCCCUCCCUCCCUCCCUCCCCAACCCCGCCCUCAACCCCCAACCUCACCUGUUAAAAGAAAUACAAUCUUUCUGUGUCCUCGGAAAAAGAGAUUUCUCUCCAAUUUCAUUAUUUAAACCAGUGGAAAUAUGAUAUAAGGCACCGUACCUUCACUUGUGAAACAGCAGCAAAAAAAGUAAAUGAAAUAAAAUAGAAGGAUCUCUCUUUUUUCAGCUUGGUCUCAAGUUUGUUUGUGUGGAGUUUUGUCAGAAAAUGGAAAUAAAUGCUGUGACCAACUAA